Messenger RNA from Lingula anatina, 1728 nucleotides. RefSeq names its product protein inturned. Lineage: Eukaryota; Metazoa; Brachiopoda; Lingulata; Lingulida; Lingulidae. The record is from RefSeq and is a predicted model, not a curated record. Gene Ontology annotation, molecular function: protein binding. Gene Ontology annotation, biological process: establishment of planar polarity; nervous system development; cilium assembly. Gene Ontology annotation, cellular component: cytoplasm; cilium.
CUAGCAAGAAGAGCAGAGCCAUGCCAGGUGCCUAUGACAUGUCUGGGAUGAGGAGGGACCUCCUUCGACAGGAUUCAGUCAAAAUGACCGCUGGCCUUGACAACACACUGUUCCACUACUUGCACUUGGACAGCAUGGAGGGGGUGUAUGUGUGCCCAACUGGAGCAGAGGUCAGUGACCUAGAGGGCAGUGCCCUUCACACACAGCUAGUACAGAACUUCCACGCAUGUUGCCUCAUCAUCAGGAAGGUCUUUGAGAAGGCAGUCAAGGCAAAGGAGAGAGAAACCAAGGGUAUCAAGAGCCGUCUGGGUGAGGACACUUCCUUGAUAGAUGUCAAAGAACAUGGUGUGCUGUUCAGGUGUUCUCCAGAGAGUCGUACUGACAAGAAAAAAGAGGCACCGUCAUUAACAUACUGGGUUGUAGGGCGUCUCUUCUUCGAUCCUUACCCCAGAGAAGUUUACGUCUGCUUUCAAGAUUCAGCACAACAAAAUUUGGUAGAACUGGCUUUCAAGUUAAGUUUUGGAAUGUGUGUUUAGGUUGUCUGCGGGGAGAACAGAGGAUUCUUGAGCAAAAUAACCCAAUCACAUGAAAACCUGUUUAUAUUCCCCACAUUGUCAUUCUAUGAAAAGAAAAGAGUGGAGAUUAGAGUUGACACUAAGUACGGCCAUCAAGACCAGAUUUGAGAAAUUCAGUCAUCUGGUUUUGACAGGAUAUAGAUGUUUCUCAUGUUAUGGAGAAAAAAAAAUGUGUACAGCGCUAUGAGUUGUAUCAGUUGAGACCUGGACAAACAACUUGAGAGCGAUGUAAACAUCGUUGCCAACUUGCCAUAGUGAUCAUGAAAAGGGACCAAGAAACUUUAGCACAAGUAGAUUUAAUUAAGAAGCAGAGUGGGCCAUUGGUUUUAUAUACUCAUGUAUAUCAUAUAUAUAUUUAUGUAUAUCGUUCUAUAAAUCCCAACUCACUCAUACACCAUAAAAGCAAUACUCUUUCCAUCAGCUGCUGUGUCACAAGGACCAUCACAAGUGUCUUGAUACACUUUGGAGAGUAGACUCUGGAGCCGUAAUUGUACUUAAAACGGCAUCCGUCAUUAUGCAUAUCAUCGUACACCAGUAUUUCAAGAGAAGUGCAGGAGUUUUGUAUUUGUUUUAAUUGUAGGUCUGUUUUUUCCUGAGUACAAUUUUUUUUUGUAAGAAGGAGAGUGUGGGUGAUGGAUUUAAAACCUAUUUCAGUCACUUCAUUUGUCAUUACUUAACAGGAUUUUUAUACACCAACAAUCUGGUGUCCCAGUUACAUGACAGUAAUUGUUAUGACUGAAACCUUAAAAGGGGACUACUAUGUUUUUGUUAACCGAUACUUGUUCAGUAAAAUUUCACUUUCACAACUUUGUAGGAAUCUCACUCCAGUUAAUUGUAACUUCUGUUACGAAUCUCACUCCAGUUAGUUGUAAGUAGAUUUUCUUGUUUUCAUGUUUGCAGUUACAAUAUAAGUAUGUAACUGUCCUUGUCUGACAUAGACACCCCGUUAAUCAUUGAAUAAGAUGUCACCAUUACUGGGAACAAAUUAUUGCCAAUCAUUUCAGAAUCACAUAAAUCAUGGUUAAUCUUGUCUUAAUAUAUGGAUUGGGCCACUUUUACACUUGAGUCAAAAAUAUCGUGAAAUAAAAUCAAUGUUAUUUUUAUAUAUACUAUAUGUUUAAACUAAAGAAAAGUAUUAUUAUUAUUAUUUAUU